UAUAUGUUCCCACCAAUUUAAUUAUAUAUGUAAUAGUUACUUAAUUUUUAAUUAUUUAAUAUAUAUUUAUUAUUUCAUAAUAUAUAAAAAUAUAUAAUAUCUAAAAUAAUUUAUAUAUAAUGUUCAUCGAACGCAAGGCGCGGAUCUUAACCUAGUAGAGUUUUAAUAAGAAUGACUUUUUAAAAAUCAACUAUGUAAGUUUAAAUUUUCAGCAUUGCUUGACUAUAGUUGGUACUGUUACAUAUACAGCGUACUAUAGCAUAUAAAUGCCUAUUAGCUAUAAGAUAUGUGUGCGGUAUUAUUAAUUAAACAAUUGUCAUGUAUAUAUGGUCAAUUUUUGAAAUUAAACACAUUAACGACAUUUUAGUUUGCUCCAUCUAAAAAAGGAAAUGAUCACACAUUAACCUGCAAGGCUACGUUCAUAUAGAGACACCCCCUUCCAAGAAAUUGACGUAUCGAUUACGGAUCAAAACUAUUGAUGGCAAACCCCACAUUCCAAACCUUAACUUUUAUCAUAUUUUACUUGCUUUAAACUUGGAAGUCUAAUAAUGUUCUACGAAAUGCGAAUAAUUUGCGUGUAUAGUCUUAUUAGUUUUUUUUUUGUAACUGGGUACAGGAUAAAGGCAACAUCUAAAUGCCGAUGUGCGAUCAUAAUGAAAGUUUCUUAACACAAAGCAGUAGAAAGAUAAAGACAUUGUUUAUUGAACGAAAAGUGUGCUAUAGUUUGGAUAACUCAUUGUUAUAAAUAAUUAUAGUUAGCAAUUUCAUAUGUUUCUACUAUAAUUCAAAAGGUAAUUAUUAGAAACAUGAAUCACAACUAAAUAUUCCUCAUUAACCCAGAAUGUGUACAGUGUAUGCAGUAUAUAUACAAGUGUGGUUUAGACUGAUUUAGCCAAAGGAGACUUAAAUAAUUUUUUCAAACUAUACAAUAAUUGAUAUAUAUAUGCUAAUAGUACAUGUAACUGAAAAAAGUUUUAGGAAUUUUCUUACGCUUUUACUGUAUUUAACGUCAACCAAAUAUUUAGUUUUAUAUUAUAAUAAUCUGAACGCAUAAGCAUAUAUAAACCUUUUUUUUUUUUUGAAAAACAAACAUAAAUGUUAACACACAAAAAACUGUAGUUGUAGUUUAUGCAAAUAAGCUCAACUUCAGUCGUCCUAUGUAUUACUGAAAGGAGUCGCGGUCGCGUAGUUAAUUUUGUUCAUAUAGAAGGUAUAUAAAGUUUUGAUAUCUUAUUAAUGUGUGUGUAUAUAUAUUAACUACAAGUACAACAAUAACGACAUUCAACUCGAAUACACAUAUGUUAUAUGCCUAUAUUACAGUUUAUAAAUAGAAGUUGCAUAUGCAUGAGAAAUAGUUAAAUGUUGAAAUAUGUUGUUCUGCCUCUUUGACUACUUGUAUCAUCUAAUUGUAAAUAUGAUGAUCAAGUUGUGAAUAAGUAGCUCUAAGUUGGGGGAAGUUGCAAUCCUUAUCAGACUAUUUAAUGACCAGUCUCCUCUUUGGACUGAUCCUCACUGAUUUUAGACCAAGACUAUAACAAAACAAAACAUAUACAUAAAUAACCAAGACAAAAGAAGAUAAACCUAUACUGUAAUUGCUAAGUUGGCUAAGUUGAUGCUAGAUCAACGGCCAGGCACUUCUCAAUGAAACACGAGAGACCUCUGACCGUUGAUAUAAGCCAUCGACAAGAACUUAGCAACCGAUGUUUGGGACCAUAUUAGAUUUUGUGUGUUUAUCGAAUCGUGUGGGGUUUGUCUGAUUACCCAUAAAUGACCAUCGUGCCAUCUAGUCCAUUUCCUUUGAGUUUGUUGAGGUUUAGGGGGUGGGUUACAUGGUCAUGUCGUACCAGUAUUCCACCGAUGCCAAGUGUACAUAUGUCAAUUAUAUACCACACUCAGAAACUUGACACGAUCACGCACUUUGUCACUUAAACUUCACACGUGGCUAAAUGAGAAAGCGACGGAUUCUGAUCAGUCUAAUCUGGUAACGAAAUUAACGGCUGUAAACAGAAAGCUGCCAUCAUCUAACGGCAAAGAUCAACACAAGAUACACUUUUGUCUGAGGAAGUGAGGAGAAUUUUUUUUCUCGGUACAAUCGGCCAAUCUAUAGCUGAAGUCCUCAGCUGAAGGUCAAAUACUCAAUAUUCAUACUCUUCUUAAAUUACUAAUUCCAGUUGCGUUAGAUUAUUUGUUUACAAGUAUAACUUGAAAGAUAUGAUAGAAAUACCACGAAACUUCUAUCAGAUAUAAGCACUUUCGUUUUAAACAUCAAGUUUAGCGGCAGUCGAGUUAUAAACUGAUAGCAACAAUCAUGUGGGCAAGACAAGGCUAGUUUCCAAAGUUCAACUAAUUUUUGAGCCAUUUUACCAAAUAUCGUAUAAAAUUAUAUUUUCUCCGCUUUUAAAAAAUAUUGUUAAUAUUGUUUCACAAAAUAUUGUUUACAUAUUCAAUAUAAAAUUUUAACAAAAUUAUAUUUGAACUUCACUGUUUUAAUGUAUUAAGUGAUAGAAACUGUUAUUAAUAUAUAAAUAAAAGAAAGAAAAAAAUUAAUAUUUUUUAAUUUAUGUGAAAUAUAUAAAAUGAUCUUAUAGAGGGAGUACAUAUAUAUGUGGAUAGAAAAUAACUAUGCAUAUGUGAUCUUACGACCUUGAACCAAUAAUGUUUAGUAGUUUAUAUAUAUGACAUCACGUACGGACUAAAUUUUGUAAUAAAAUGUUCAAUGGAUGGUGGUAAGUAUAAUAAGAGUUGCAAGUCUUAGCGAACUAAUUAAAUCUUGUAGCUGUCAAAGCGUCAUCUAGCACAUACAUAGGGAGGUUAGUACAAUAAUGUAUAAAUUACAUUUGUCUCGUGGAUAAGUUGUACUAGCUACAAAAGGACACGCUAUUUUCUAUUUACAAUUGAGUUCAAAUCCUUUUAACUUUUCAAACCACGGUUAAUUAUAGCGAAUUAACGUUAGUUUUUUAGUUAAAUGACAAGUUUGUCUUAUUACAUUUUAAACAAAUAAUGAAACGCAUAUGUGGGCGACACCUAUUGGAGAAAUCUUUAAUCGAUCCCACGUCCAUGUUUAAAAAACGUAUUUAGAGUAGAAUCUGUCAGGCCGUUAUAAGUUAUAUAAGUACUCCUGAAUCAAGACUGAUUAAUCAAGAACUCGUCAAAUGUUAAAUAACAAAUAACCCAAAUCCAUCGGCUACAAUUUACAGCCCACAAUACUUUUGUUGGUUAUAAUUAAAUUUUGAAUUGAAUUGUUAUAUAGUUUGAGAUAAACCCAUGUUUAAAACAAACCCUAUACUGUAAAUGCAUUUUCCUUUACGGCGUUCAGUUAUUAGAGUUCAGAAUUGGCUUUAUUUUUACUUUUUACUGAUAGAUAUGAAACACGGGCUCCAUGAAAUAUGACAUCAUUCGAAGGAGCAUAGAUCCCAUUGGAUUGGAGAGGUAAGUCUCACGCGCCAACGUAUGGCGGCGCUGAGCCGUAGAUAUUAUUUGCUUGCUAGUAAAGGCACCGUUAUGAACUCUAAUAAAAAAAAAUCUUAAAUUUGCAAUCAAAUUUGUUGGUUUUGAACUUAAAGAGAGUAAAAAAAAAAUCUAUAGGUGUGUUUUUCGACGAAAUAUAAUAGACAUGGUAGAUAAUUUUUUUUUAUUAGACUAUGUAUUUUCAAGUAUAUUGAAAGAAAUAUUGGAUGUUGAAAUUCAACAACUGUAUAACAGUUACAUGUAAAUAAACAGACAGAUCAGUGAUUUAGAUGUGAUUUAGAUAAGUCAAGUCAACUGGAUUACACAUUAACAGAUAAAUUUUAUUUAAUUAAUACAAGCAGACUCCAUGAUUUACGUUUGAUUCAACGGUCACGAUGAUAAUUAAGUUAGCGUUUGCAAUAAGUUAAGUUAGUUGAUGUAACCAUCACAUUACACCUAUUUAUUACAUUCUUUACUCUGUACUAUACAGUUAAUUAAUAAGAUUCAUAUAUUUUUCUAUCCAUUGCGAUUAAAGCCACCUGUUGCAAACCCAUUUGUUAUUAAACAAAAUUUAUUUUACUAAUGACCAUAUAUACACAAUUAAAAGUUUUUGUGUAAAUCAAUAUUCGUUACAUUUUUGAAUCCAUGUAAAUCAUCUAAACAAUUACAUUCAAAGUGGUCUUGCUUCUGUUCUAAACACCUUUAGUUUGAUGUUUAUUUAUCAAAUAAAUCAGUGAACGAGACUCUGCAAUCAUCUUUUUCUUGUGGCUGAACGGUCUUGCUUUCUUAUUUUCCUUUAAAACAAUAUUGGAAUCAAAUCUACAAGCACUUUCAAUUUGUUAAAUAUAAGAUAUUCACACAAAAGAGAUUCACAAUCGACGUCGAUCGAUUCUAACGGAAUCAAGCUUGGGAAGCCUAAUUAACUAGCUAACUAUCAGCACAGUAUUAGUAACCUCUUGAAAGAGUAUUUUAAUAACCUUUUGUACUUAUAUUAAAUAUCUCAAAUAUGAACAUGUUAUAUUAAUACUAUGAACAUUUUUUCCAAAAUUAGAAAAAUAUCUUUUAAACUAUAUUUUGGCCAUACAUAUGUAAAAUUCGUUUUUUUUCUUGCAAAGUUAGCCGUCAGAUACACUAUUAUACUCUUUCCGUUUUAUAUUAAGUAUCGUUGUAAAAAAAAAUUGUUACAAAAUAAAUAUCGUUUUAGUAUUUCAAUGCACAAUUUAUUAACUUUAUUUUCCAGUUUAUUUUUCUAUUGGUUAAAAUAUGAUUAGGUAUAUGGAUAAUGAUGUUUUUAUACAGAAAAUAUACAAAAUUAAAUAUUUUCUUAAUUUAUGUGCGUGAAUCUAAAAUGACACUCAAUAUAAAACAUAUGAAGUAGUUGUUUUUUUUAAACUAGACUAGUUUUUUUGACUAAAAAAGACUAGCAUAGUCGAAAUAAUAAAUUUACAACGUAAAAUGUAAAAUAACAAAACAAAAACUAAAUUUGUCGAACAAUGAACACAUUCUUAUUUUUUUUUUUUUUUUUUUUUUGCUAAACUGUAAAUAUCAUAAAUGAAGAAAAGAUUUUACAAAAGUAUCAUCUUUGGUCUGAACCAACUUGGCAAAAAGAAAGAAAAAACAAGCUGGUUCAACAAACUAACUAGAGACUAGGGACUCAUCUAAUCCACAUAGCCAUAAGAUCUCUGAAUUUCUUGUUCUCCCUCCUCGAAGAGAUCACAUUUCUCAAUUCCUUAUCAAUACUUCUGAAGACUGCCUCUGCGGGUAGAGAAGUCUGAUUAUGAAUCAAGUUAUUCCGCUGUUUCCAGAGAUGAAAUACCACCGUUUGCGUUUGCGUUGCGUUGCGUUGCUCAGGAAAUGAACACAUUCUUACCGCAGGCUCAGAGAGAGACAAUAAAAUAAAUACAACUACACAAAAUAUUAUUAAGAAAAAAUGUUCCUCUAAAUUAUAUACUAAAAGACAAUAUAUACUAGGGAUAGUACUAUACAAAUACAUAAAUAAAUGUUGGCAUUUAUUUUAAGGAGUUCCGAUUUUCUAUAUAAAGACCAAAGCUAUCUGUUGAUCUUUAAGCCCCACAGACCAAAAGACACUCUCCUUUAGUUUCUCUCCCUUCUCUCUUAUAGCUUCACUUGCAUUCCUUUGAUCCCCCAUGGCUACAGAACUCGAAAGCUCCUUGAUCUUUGCCCUUCUGUCCAAAUGCAGCGGUCUAAGCCAAACCAGUCUCGCUUUCUCUCUCCUUGCCAUCGUAAUAGUAUGGCUCGCCUUCUCUCUCUUCUUCUGGACCUAUCCCGGUGGACCUGCAUGGGGCAAACACCUCUCUCGCCGGUUAACUAACAAAACCGGAACGGUUAUUCCCGGUCCAAGAGGGUUCCCUUUCGUGGGAAGCAUGUCUCUCAUGUCCAGCACUCUAGCUCACCACCGAAUAGCGGAAGCAGCUGAGAGAUACGGAGCCAAACGCCUCAUGGCUUUCAGCUUAGGCGAGACACGCGUGAUCGUCACGUGCAACCCCGACGUGGCUAAAGAGAUUCUGAAUAGUCCAAUUUUUGCUGACCGGCCGGUUAAGGAAUCAGCUUACUCUCUGAUGUUUAACCGGGCGAUUGGUUUCGCGCCACACGGGGUUUACUGGCGAACGCUGCGAAGGAUCGCUUCGAACCACCUCUUCAGUCCUAAACAAAUCAAACGAGCCGAAACGCAGAGGCGGGUGAUCGCUAGCCAGAUGGUGGGGUUGCUCGAGAAACAGAGCAGUACUAACGCGCUCUGUUUUGUUCGUGAGCUGCUCAAAACGGCGUCGCUUAGCAACAUGAUGUGUUCUGUUUUCGGACAAGAGUACGAGCUUGAUCAAGACCAUGUUGAGUUACGUGAGUUGGUCGAAGAAGGCUAUGAUUUGCUCGGAGAAUUGAAUUGGACCGAUCACCUUCCUUGGUUAUCGGAAUUUGAUCCACAGAGAAUCCGGUCUAGAUGUUCCGCACUCGUACCAAAGGUAAACCGGUUUGUAUCACGGAUUAUAUCUGAGCAUCGUAGACAAACCGGUGACUCGCCUCGUGAUUUCGUGGACGUCCUGCUCUCCCUCCAUGGUUCGGAUCAAUUAUCCGACCCUGACAUCAUUGCUGUUCUUUGGGAAAUGAUAUUCAGAGGAACAGACACAGUUGCGGUUUUAGUCGAGUGGAUCCUCGCUAGGAUGGUGCUUCAUCCAGAUAUUCAAUCGACGGUACAGAACGAGCUUGAUUCGGUAGUCGGAAAAUCAAGAGCCGUCGAUGAGUCUGACUUGGUUUCACUUCCGUAUCUGACGGCUAUGGUGAAAGAAGUUCUGAGGAUGCACCCUCCAGGCCCACUACUAUCGUGGGCCCGUUUGGCCAUAACAGACACGAUAGUUGAUGGUUGUCUUGUUCCGGCGGGGACCACAGCAAUGGUGAACAUGUGGGCCAUAGCGCAUGAUCCACACGUGUGGGUUGAUCCUUUGGAGUUUAAACCCGAGAGGUUCGUAGCGAAAGAAGGUGAGGUGGAGUUCUCGGUUCUAGGGUCGGACUUGAGACUAGCGCCUUUUGGGUCGGGUCGUCGGAUCUGCCCUGGGAAGAAUCUUGGUUUGACUACCGUUACGUUCUGGACCGCGACGCUGUUGCAUGAGUUUGAAUGGGGAUCGUCUGUUGGAAACGGUGUUGACUUAUCUGAGAAGCUGAGGCUUUCAUGUGAGAUGGCUACCCCUCUUGCUGCUCAAGUGCGUCGUAGGCGCAGUUAAAAAACUUAUAAGAAAAUGGAAGGUUUCUAAUUAAUGGAAACAAUGUAUUAACUAAUUAAGCAGCUUUUUAAUUAGAACUAACAUUCUUAUAUAUACGUGUGGUGUUUGUGUGUGUGUGUGAUUUGUGAGUAUGAAAGGUGAGUGAUGUGUCUCUAUGUUGUAAAUACAAUGAAAAGUAAUUUAUAUUGUUAUGUUCUUGAUUAGUGUCUAAAACGUAAUUUAUUUACUAUCG
Molecule: messenger RNA, 7413 nt
Organism: Brassica rapa (field mustard)
Lineage: Eukaryota; Viridiplantae; Streptophyta; Magnoliopsida; Brassicales; Brassicaceae
Product: cytochrome P450 78A6
Molecular function (GO): heme binding; oxidoreductase activity, acting on paired donors, with incorporation or reduction of molecular oxygen; monooxygenase activity
Source: RefSeq, a predicted model, not a curated record